AUGCCACCCCCUCGAGUUAUUAUUAUCGGUGCUGGAGUAGGCGGCUUGGCCCUUGCUCAAGGUCUAAGACGAAGUCAGAUUGACGUGGCUGUAUUUGAACGUGAUGUUCUAUUAGAUUCCCGACUUCAGGGUUACAGGCUCAAGAUUUUUGGCGAGUUCCAAACGAAAUUGCGAGGUCUCUUGUCUGAUGAGGCCUGGUCGGAAUUCGAGGCCUCUUGCGCCGAAACCCACCUCGGCGAGACGACACUAAAUGCCCCAGAUGCUCAUAUCAUUGCGAGCCGUAAAGGAAUCCUCCCUGAAGGAGUACCUCUGCCGUAUACGAUUGACCGUGGAAUGCUACGUCAGUCGAUGAUGAAGGGAAUUGAGGAUUCGGUGCAUUUCGGAAAACAGUUUGUCGGGUAUGAGCUCACCGAUACAGGUGUAUGCGUUUUCUUCGAAGAUGGCAGCGUCGAGGAAGGUACACUACUCGUCGGUGCCGAUGGAGCUCGUUCGGCUGUACGUAAGCAAUUACUUCCAGAUAUUAAGCUCCUCGACACCGAAGGGUGCUGCAUAUAUGGCAAAACCUUUCUGGGGCCAGAGCUCCUCUCACGCUUUCCGGAGAAGCACCGGCGAUGGAUGACAGUGAUCCUUGACCAGACCCCAGUUCUGCAGACUAUUAUAUUUGGUGAAACACCCAUUGCACUUGUCAGUGAGCAGGUCAGCUUCAAGAAUCAAUGCGAAAGCAAGGCCUUGCCAGAGGACUACAUACACUGGGGAUUGCUUUUUCACAAUAAUACAACUGGGUUGAAGGGGGAAGCGCUGGAGAAUUCACUGAAGUUUGGCGCAGUUGCAAUGUCACUACAAUUGACAAGUGAAUGGGAUCCGUCUAUACGAAGCUUACUAGAGCUUCAAGAACCCUCUCUAACAGUGGGAAUGCGAGUAUUCUCCUCAAGCCCGGAUAUACCGACCUGGAAGCCGUCGUCGAAAGUCACUGUGAUAGGAGAUGCAAUACACGUUAUGUCCCCAUCAGGAGGAGUUGGCGCCGUGGCAACGCUGCAUGACGCCGCCACACUGGCGCAAAUAAUUAGCGAAGAGGGGAUUACACAGACAUCUAUUGGUAAAUUUGAAGAAGCGAUGAGAUCAUUUGCGACAGUUUGUAUUCAGAGAAGUUUCGUGGGAGGGGCGAAGCUUAUGAAAACACCAUUGGCUGAAGAGUGUAAUACAAUAGCUUAG
Sclerotinia borealis F-4128 is the source of this 1212-nucleotide messenger RNA. NCBI's taxonomy places the organism in Eukaryota, Fungi, Ascomycota, Leotiomycetes, Helotiales, Sclerotiniaceae. The record is from the annotation of a GenBank genome assembly.